Rhagoletis zephyria (snowberry fruit fly) is the source of this 1035-nucleotide messenger RNA. RefSeq lists its product as uncharacterized. Lineage: Eukaryota; Metazoa; Arthropoda; Insecta; Diptera; Tephritidae. The record is from RefSeq and is a predicted model, not a curated record.
AUGGCUGAUGACGAAUGUGAGCACAUAUUUUCAAUGACUCACUCUCGAACACCAGAAGGGCGUUACAUGGUGCGCUUACCAAUACGACCUAACGCUGCACAACUAGGCGACUCUUACUACAGUGCUUUACGACAAUUUUAUCGCUUCGAGCGCCGGCUUGCCUCCGACAUACAAGUGCGUACACAAUAUAUGGGGUUUAUGAGGGAGUACAUCGACUUAGGGCAUAUAGAAGCUUUAGGUAUCGCCCAUGAUUCUCCUCGUGCAUAUUACAUCCCGCAUCACGCCGUGAUGGAGAAGUUGCGCGUCGUUUUUAAUGCCUCAGCGCCAACGUCAACCGGUGUUUCGCUUAAUGAUGUACAGCUGGUGGGUCCAACUAUUCAAGACUCGCUGAUGGAUAUUAUUUUCAGAUUUCGACGUUACGCAAUUGCUCUCAUGGCUGACGUUGAAAAGAUGUUUCGCCAGGUGUUAGUGGCACCGGAAGAUAGAGAUCUUCAACGGAUCUUAUGGCGCGAAUCACCCACCGAGGAAGUUACCAUAUAUCAGCUGAAAACGGUGACAUAUGGCAUGGCGUGCAGCACCGAAAAUGCGGUGCGAUCAUUGCGUCAGUGCGCAGUCGAUAACUACAGCUUGGUGAGUGAUCAUAAUCAGGUCGAUUCGACGCGCAGUGCCAUUCUUUCCUCCUUUUACGUCGAUAAUUUUCUCACAAGCUGUACUGCGGUUAGCGAGGCGGUUACUUUGGUGAAUAACGUGUCGACGAUUUUAUCGGCAGGUUGUUUCAAGCUUCGAAAGUGGAACUCAAACAGAGCCGCCGUACUCGAACAAAUUGGUGAAUCCGCCUCAGUAACUGAACGCACCAUUGAUACCCCCAUAGCUACAGUGCUAGGCCUGCGCUGGGAUCCCACAAGGGACGAGCUGUUGUUCAAGGUAUCUCUUAAGCACUCUGAUGGACUUUUGACGAAGCGGCGAGUUCUUAGUGAAGUAGCCCAGCUGUAUGAUCCCACUGGAUUUUUGGCGCCGGUCGUUAUAUCGGGCAAG